CGCGCAGCGUUGGGUAUCCCGAGCAGAACGGGACCCGGGAACACGGGGAAGUGAGGAAGCUGUUCGGGGUAAAGGGGUGGUAAACGGGUGGUGUGCGGUGCAGACCGAGGAGAUCCGGUCUCCCGCGUGCGUUCCUGAGGAGAAACGAGGCUUUCAGGUGUUUCCGGACGGCAGGGAAAAGUUUGCGGAAACUUCGCGGGCGGCCGCGGCGCGCAUCUCGCUGAAUUAAUGUAGGACAAGCGAUAAGAGGUACUCGAAAGCGAGAUAAGGAUGCUCUCGGAAUGGUCCAGCUGUCUCCGGUUUCUCAUCGGCGCGGCCCUCCUCCUCUCCGACGGGUGCCUCGGGAUUCAAAAGUUCGAGGAGACGCCGGGGUACACGGAGGUCAACCCAGGCCAGGACGCAAAGCUCUCGUGCCGGGUGCGUGACAAGCGGGGACAAUGCAUAUGGCAGAAAGACAACAAGCUGAUCGGAAUGCUGAUGAAGAAGUACGAGUGGGCGGCCGCCCCUGACGCGGGGGAUUGUUCCCUCUGGGUUCGCUCUGCGGAUUUAACUUUCGACGACGGGAUAUGGCAGUGCCAGGUUACACUCAGCGACUUUGCCGCACAGGAUGCGCUUACCUCAGAUCCGGCGCGACUCGUCGUACGAGUGAGUCCAAAACGGCCAAUAAUCGAAUACGGACAAAUCGCGAUUCUACCAGGAAGCAACGUGACUGCGCGUGCCGGCGAAGUCGCUCACCUAAGCUGUGUCUCGCGAUAUGGGAAUCCCCCAGCUUUGCUGCGAUGGUACCUCGGCGACACGGAAAUCCGGCCGCUACGGCCGCAGGUGAACUCUACGGAGAAGGAGAAUCCUCGGACGUGGAUGGCGCACAGUGUCGUCGACGUUUUGGCGGAGAGGUCGCGUUACGGUGAGCCGAUACGAUGCGUGGCGUAUCACGCUGCUUAUGCCAACCCAAGUUCAACCCUAGCGACGGAGGUGCGGUUCGAUGUGCGCUACGCCCCGGAGACCCGUUUGGUCGGAGCACCAGGGGGUGGCGUCCACCUAGAGGAAGACAGGGACCGACUGGCCGUCCGAUGCGUCGCCAAUGCGAACCCGCCCGCCUCGAUCCUUUGGAAACGGUCGACGGGACUCGGGGGAGCUACCGAGGUGGUCAGCAGGGAAGAGACCCUGAUCCUCUCUCCGAUUCAGCGAAACCACGCGGGGCGAUACUUCUGCGAGGCGGCGAACUCGGUGGGGGAGAGCAGCCCUCUGUCCCUCCAGAUAUCCAUAAACUAUCCUCCGAAGAUCACAUCGGUUGGUCCCGAGCGUCUGACGACGGCGCUUCUCUACACAGGAGCAUCCUUCGAGUGUUACGCAGACGCGAUGCCGCCGCCGGAAUACAGGUGGUUGCAGGUGUUUCCGGACGGCCGAGAGCCGCAGGUCCGUGGCCAGGGGCAGCGGUUCUUCCUAAACAACGUGACCUACGAUCAGCAGGGACAGUAUAUCUGCUUGGCGUUGAACGUGAUAAACGGCAGCCCCCGGGAGGCGAGGAGCGACCCGGUCUCUCUCCAAGUCGUCGGGGCGCCGAGGGUGGUAAGGCCGGCUCGUUCCGAGACCUCGAUCGUCUCGGCGACGGAAGGAGGACCAGCGCGACUGGAGAUAAGGCUGUGCUCGGAUCCGCGGCCGCGUCUUGUCGCUUGGGAAUGGGGAAGAAUCCGGCUUCACGCUGGCGAGGUCCUUGAGUCCCGGUACCGCGCCCUCGACCUCGAGCCCCUCGCCUUCGCCGAGGAUUGCUACGCAGCGAUCCUCGAGCUGACCAGCACCGCCAAGGAGGAUCAGCGUUUGUACAACGUCACCGUCGAGAACGACCGAGGCAGCGAUCGGCGGACUCUGAUGCUCAGGGUGAACGAGCCGGGCCAGAUUCCUCUGGUGAUUGGUGCCGUUGCCGGUUUCACCGUUCUCUCCAUACUGAUAAUGGGCUUCGUGUGUUUCCUGCGGACCGAGCACUGCUGCUUUGCCCGGAACACGGUGCCGGCACUUCAGCAGGUUCACUGCAGCGGUAAGCAACCGCAGUCGGAGUGCGCCCGGGAGGUCGAGGACACGAGGCUCGGCAUAGAAACGAUGGAACGCACGACGCAGCGCUACGCGCACCAGAAACAAUUACAAGCCCACACUCUGAAGCCCGUAUCUUCUCUCCACUAUCAGCAGUGCUACGACCACGAGCCCCAGCCCCAGCCCCAGCCCCAGUCCCAGCCCCAACCCCUGCAGCCGCAACGACACCAGCGACAUCACCACCGUCAACAUCACGUCAAACAGCCUCUUCACGCUCCGCAGUGCGAGCUGCAGGCCAGGCACUUGGACACUUCGACCAACGACUCGACGACCAGUCUUUGGUAAAUUUUACGAACUCUGAGGAGAAAUUAUGUCAGUCAGU
Diprion similis is the source of this 2410-nucleotide messenger RNA. RefSeq names its product kin of IRRE-like protein 2. Gene Ontology annotation, biological process: cell-cell adhesion. NCBI's taxonomy places the organism in Eukaryota, Metazoa, Arthropoda, Insecta, Hymenoptera, Diprionidae. Bases 271 to 2373 code for a protein of 700 amino acids. Gene Ontology annotation, molecular function: cell adhesion molecule binding. The transcript is spliced from 12 exons. The record is from RefSeq and is a predicted model, not a curated record. Gene Ontology annotation, cellular component: cell-cell junction.